Molecule: messenger RNA, 977 nt
Organism: Chelmon rostratus (copperband butterflyfish)
Lineage: Eukaryota; Metazoa; Chordata; Actinopteri; Chaetodontiformes; Chaetodontidae
Product: endonuclease domain-containing 1 protein-like
Exons: 2
Coding region: 1-846 (281 amino acids)
Molecular function (GO): hydrolase activity; nucleic acid binding; metal ion binding
Source: RefSeq, a predicted model, not a curated record
AUGACAUCGGCUGUAAGAGGGAGAGUGGAAAAAGAGCUGUCUCCAGAGUGCAGAGAAUUCCUCUACAUGGCAACAGCACCGACUGGGCUGGGGCACCGGUCCCUCCAGUUCAUCUGCCAGCGAUACAACAAGAAGCCACGCUACGUGACGCUGUACAAUACUGUGGACCACAUACCUGUCUACUCUGCCUACACUUUUAAGCGCUCAGAUGGGGAGAAAUGCGUGGAUGUGCCAUGGAUGUAUGAACCUCAGCUAUCCACAGUCUCUGAUACAGAUGAGAUGCAGCCAUUCCCACGUGGUUACGUGCACAUGAAUUUUGAAGAUGCCCAGGCUGUUCUGGAUGAUUAUACAAACGCCAUCCUUUACGAGCGCGGUACCCUCAACCCAGACGAGCACCAGAACGAGCCCGAUGACAAGGCCUCCACCUACACCCUCACCAAUGUUGUGCCGGUGGUGCCCGACUUCAGCAACGGGGUCUGGAACAAACAGGAGCACAUCAUCCGCAAACGGCUUAACAACUACUGCCGUGGAACAGCUUACAUCAUCACAGGCAUCACCACAUCGGGGAAGAUGAUCCGCCGGCAAAACAUCAACCGCAUUGCAGUUCCCACAUAUCUGUGGUCAGCUUACUGCUGUGUUGACUACGACCACAACACGCCUUAUAAUGAGCGCUACAGGUUCCCAUCUUUUGCUCACUAUGGCCUCAAUGAGGUGGAGAACAACGAGGUGGUGGAAAUGUCCGUCCAGAAGCUGGAGGAGUUCCUCAAGAAGACAACCUUUGUAGACCAGAACUUUCAGAUCUUUGUAGGUGACUGUGUCCCAACAGCGGCCAGUAUAAGUGAAUAGACAAAUAUUUAGGUAAAAAGCUGCCAUUUUGCCUCAGCUGACUUGGUCAUGCACUGUGUCGUCUUGUUCAAUUGAUCGUUUUCACAGCAGACCUUCUGACUUGUCAUAGUAAGAAAAGCCCAGGUGUAAUG